AUGAAGCUACCAACGUUCCCCAAGAUAUACAAUGUCUACUUUGUCGCCGUGAUUGCGACUGUCGGAGACAUGCUCUUUGGCUUCGACAUUUCUAGCAUGUCAGCGAUCAUUGGAACCAAGCAGUAUAUCGAAUUCUUUGACAAUCCUCAUGGAAUUCGCCAAGGUGCUAUCAACUCUGCUCUCGCCGCAGGGUCGGUUUUCGGCUCCAUCAUAGCUGGUCCCAUCUCCGACUUGAUCGGCCGCAGGGAUUCGAUCGUGUUUGCCUGUCUCUUGUGGUUAGUUGGUACUGCUAUCCAGGCUGGUGUGUCCGGCUUUGACACGCUGAUGGCUGGUCGUGUUUUGAACGGUAUGUGGCGCCGUACCAUGGCCAGUUUCACUGUCCAAGCCUGGCAGCAGCUCUCUGGAGCGAAUGUCAUGACAUACUACGUCGUUUACGUCUUCCAAAUGACAAAGGCUCACACCGUGAUCGCAUUCUCCUACCUCCUUAUCAUCAUCUAUGCCCUGGCCCUGGCGCCCGUUGCCUGGGUCUACGCAGCAGAAGUCUGGUCCUUGGAGACUCGUGCAUCAGGAAUGUCUAUCGCCGCCGUCGGCAACUGGCUGUUCAACUUCUCCCUAGGCCUCUUUGUGCCCCCCGGCUUCGCCAACAUCACAUGGAAACUGUUCAUCGUAUUCGGCGUACUCUGCAUCGGAGCUGCGAUCCAGGUGUUCUUCACCUACCCUGAAACCCGUGGCAAGACCGUCGAAGAAAUGGAGGAGAUGUUCAACAAGAACAGACCGAAGCCAUGGCAUACCAAGCCCGGUCACUCGAAGCUGGACCACCUGAUUGAAGAGGGCUCGUGA
Aspergillus lentulus is the source of this 840-nucleotide messenger RNA. Lineage: Eukaryota; Fungi; Ascomycota; Eurotiomycetes; Eurotiales; Aspergillaceae. The record is from RefSeq and is a predicted model, not a curated record.